AGCGAGGCAGCGAGUGUCGCCUUCACCACUUGACGGAAUCACGAGAGACGGGGAGGCAAGCCACCCGCGCGCGGCAUCUGUCUGUCAGAUCGGGGCGGUAAAACAAAGAGAGAAAGAAAGGGAAGCCUCUGCUGUCCUCCUCCGACUCCUACUACUCCUGACCCCCAGUGCGUCGUGCUCCUUGCUGGUCUUCCUCGCGCACCUCCUGCUGUCAUUCUCCGGUCUCCCUCCCUCCCUCCCGGGUCUCCUCCUCUCCCCAACCACCCGGAGCUCCAUGGCCACCGCACCGUAGCCUUGGCCGGUAACAAGGAUGUUUUAGCCUGACAGGAUCCUGUGGCCUGCACUGCCCAAACGGGAUCAUGGUUGAGACGAAACGCGAGCCUGCCGGAGAGGGGUUACCUGAUGGUUGGCUGAAAGAGUACAGGCCUAGAAAGCCUCGGCCUGGAUCUAGGUUCAGGAGGGACAAGUUCUACAUUGAUCCUACAAAUAGCUACGAAUUUCGUUCUCUCAAAGAAGUUCACCACUAUCUCGAAUCUCAAGAUACCAGUGAUAGUGUUGUGACACCAAAGAAGAAGAAAAUUGAGGACCUGCAGGUUUCAGGGAACAAAUCUCAACAUGCUGGACGGCCAUCAUCAGAGCCCGAGGGUGUCUCCAAAGGGAGGCUUGCAGACUUGGAGCUUCAGGUGGCAAGAAAGAACGAUCAGCGUCUGAACCAUGAAUCUGCUGCAAGAGAAGAAGCAAAUGUAGAGCCGAAACCCAAGGGAAAGAAGCAAAAAACUGAACCCGUGAAACAGAUUGCUGCACCUGUUCGAUCGUCACCUCGUUUAACUGCGCUGAAAAGGAACGAGGAAGCCAAUAAUGUACCUAGAGACCCACUUGUGGACGCACAGACAGAUAUCGCUGAUCAGGUACAACCAACAGAGCAAGUUAAAAAUCCUAAGUCAAAGGCAAUUUCCUCUCCAGUAAUUCAGAAUAAAGAUGGAGCACAUGCCCCAAGUACUUCUGGAAAUGCUGAAGACAAGUAUCCUUCGGCUCCUGAACAAAUACUAGGAGCAUCUGCUGCAUGCUCGUUAACAGAAGUUGGACGCCAGAAUGCGCAUGCUCCGCCGCAACAGAACGGACUUGUCGGAACAGCUGAUGCUAUGCCCGGAUAUUCCCUGUCAUCGCUGUUUCGAAGUAUCUGGUCAGACCCAUGCCUGGAGUUUGCAUUCAGGACUCUUACAGGUGAUCUCCCUGUCCUUGACAACAACCUAGCUGUUGCAAACUACUUCCUUCCACCGCAGGACUCGAACAAAGGGACCGUGCCACCCAAUUGUUCAUCUUCCAGUUAUGACGGUGCUCGGAAGAACCAUGGCCAAGUCGACAGUGUCAGGCUGCCAAUGCCAAUGCCAAUGCCAAGGCCAUCAGAUAAGCUCUACAGCAGUGGCUGGUUCCCUCCUCAGUGAACUCCAUCUGGGAAAUAAGCAACAACUGCCCAAAUUGCAAAUAAGAAGGAAUCCUUAGUUCAGGUCAUACAUAAGCCUCGUAGCGCUCAUCGUUAGGGUACCUCGACAAGGAUGCACGUUUUAAUAAAGACUGUGUCUUGUUGUAACCGCAGUAGAGAUGAUCCAUCGCUAAUAUUACCCAUCAUAUGCUAGACCUUGACGGAACUUUUGAGUUUCUGUAGUAAGUUGACUUAGUAGUAA
Molecule: messenger RNA, 1685 nt
Organism: Triticum aestivum (bread wheat)
Lineage: Eukaryota; Viridiplantae; Streptophyta; Magnoliopsida; Poales; Poaceae
Product: methyl-CpG-binding domain-containing protein 13
Exons: 5
Coding region: 360-1445 (361 amino acids)
Molecular function (GO): DNA binding
Source: RefSeq, a predicted model, not a curated record